AUUUUAUUAUACCUAUUAUAAAAUCGCUCAAAACAAUCUUACGGCCAUAGAACUGUCUAUCGCCAGAAAACCGACAUGAUAUUUAAAAUUUCUGCGGUUUCUGUUUGUUUUUGGUUAUGUUUUGUACUACUGUUGACCUCUUUGCGGUAGCUGUUUGAUAUGACUGAUAACAGAUAAGAAUAUAAGUAUCGUGCGAUUUGUUUGUCAGUCUCAAUUCGUAAUAUCACAAUGAAGUUCUGCGCGAAUCUUUCUUUUAUGUUUACGGAAGGCGUAUCUAUUCUAGAAAGAUAUGCAUUGGCUAAAGAAGCCGGUUUUAAGGCCGUGGAGACAGGUUUUCCUUUUGGCCAUACGUUAGAAGAAGUCAAACAGGCUAAAGAGAACUCAGGAGUUGAGCAAGUCUUAAUCAACCUUAAAACAGGUGAUCUCUCUAAAGGAGAAUUAGGAGUAACGGCAGUGCCAGGCAAGGAAAAUGAAUUUAGAGAUAACUUGAAAACAACCAUAGACUACGCAAAGGCUGUUGGAGCUAAGAAAAUACAUAUCAUGGCAGGAAAACUAGACACAGUGUCAGCAAAGAACUGGGAGACAUAUGAAAAUAAUCUUAAAUACGCAGCUAAUCUGCUGAAAAAUGAUAAUAUAGUUGGUGUUAUUGAACCUAUAAACCAACACUCAGUGCCUAAAUAUUUCUUGAGUGAUUAUGGAAAAGCUGUAGAAAUAAUCAAGAGGAUCAACAGUGAGCAUCUGAAGCUGCAAUUGGAUAUUUUCCAUCUUCAGCACAUUUGCGGUGACCUCUCCUACAACAUCAAAGAUCUCAUGCCAUAUGUUGGUCAUGUUCAGAUAGCCCAAGUGCCAAAUCGUAAUGAACCUGACACUGAUGGAGAGAUAAACUAUCAAUACAUAUUGAAAGAGAUCCAAAAGAAUGGGUACAAUGACUGGAUCGGCCUGGAGUAUAAGCCAGCAGGAAGCAGCAGGGAUGGACUCAAAUGGAUCAAAGAUUUUGGCUACCAAUUGUGAAAUGUACAGAUUCCUUUGAACAAGCAAAAUUAAUACUUGAAUGUGAAAAAACUCCAAUAUGUAAUACUUCUAUAACAUAUUAUUCUAACUUAAGUGUUGCUCUUGCAGUUUUAGGCUGCGUUUCCACCAGAGAUGUGUUGCGAGGAAUGUGUUUUGAUCAUCGCCGCGCUGCGCAAUGUCAUGGCGAGCUCACGUCAAUGAAGCGAUUCUAUUGGUUCUCAAAAACGCAACACAUCUCUGGUGGAGACGCAGCCUUAAUUGUUCGCAGAUGACAGAUAAAUUCGGACAUUGACCCAUCACUACUUUUCUACUCACGCAUUAUCUCUUUCCAAUUUAGUGAAAUUUUUGCGAGUUUUUUACUCGCGAAAGGCAAUUACAUAUAGCUUUAGUCAAUGAACAAAUUUGUGUUUGGUUACUGACUAUACUGUUUUUAUAAUU
Aricia agestis (brown argus) is the source of this 1449-nucleotide messenger RNA. RefSeq names its product putative hydroxypyruvate isomerase (gene Gip). The coding region runs from base 229 to 1011 and encodes 260 amino acids. The transcript has 4 exons. NCBI's taxonomy places the organism in Eukaryota, Metazoa, Arthropoda, Insecta, Lepidoptera, Lycaenidae. Gene Ontology annotation, biological process: glyoxylate metabolic process. The record is from RefSeq and is a predicted model, not a curated record. Gene Ontology annotation, molecular function: hydroxypyruvate isomerase activity.